Messenger RNA from Botrytis deweyae, 594 nucleotides. RefSeq lists its product as uncharacterized. The record is from RefSeq and is a predicted model, not a curated record. The coding region runs from base 1 to 594 and encodes 197 amino acids. Lineage: Eukaryota; Fungi; Ascomycota; Leotiomycetes; Helotiales; Sclerotiniaceae. The transcript has a single exon.
AUGUCGAGCAUCGAAAAACAAAUCAACGAUGAACGCCGCGUCGCACAUCUGCUGUGUGCAGCAAUCGAUUCGCAACUGGAACUCGAGAAAGCCACGGAAAAAUUGAUUAAAAAUGUGUAUAAAGAUUUGAAAAGAAUGGAAGCUGCUGGUUGCUCAAGUGAAGAUUGGAUCACAAUGUUUGACACGGCACAGCAAUUAGUUGAUACUUUGGGAAUGUUGACUGUUGAUGAGAGGCGCAUAUCCAUGAUUGAGAAGAGAAAGGUGAUUGUCGAAGCCGAGAAAGAAUUCAUGAAUGGAAGACAGCCGGAGGAAGAUAUUGAAGAGUACCUCGAAGUAUUAUUGAAGGAGAUACAUCCCAAUUUGGAUCAGAUUAGGGCUGCGGCUAGAUUAGAGGAAGAGGAACUACACGAUUUGUUUGGGUUGUCAAAGCAAACCGCCAAACCUCAUAAGCUUACGUUUGAUGGAAAAAUGAAAAAGACAACUGUUGAUGAAGGGGAAGAUAUGGUAAAGAGAAAAAAUAAGAAGAAUAAGAAGAGGGGCAAGAGAGGGUAUGAGAGAAAGGCAGGAGCCUAUGGUCUCUCGACGAACAAUUGA